AUGUUAGCCCCAAGACAUGGCGGUUGGGGAUCAUGGCAACCAUCCUCUUGGGGUUUGACGUCAUGCUCAGGUGGUGUCAGAACCAGGCAAAGAUACUGUAACAACCCACCCCCUGCCCACGGGGGAAGGCCUUGCAGUGGAAUGGACACAGAAAAGAUGGACUGUAAUGAGUGUGAAUAUAACAAUGGGGGAUGUGCACACCUCUGCAUAAACCAUGACUCUACAGGCUACUCUUGCAAGUGUUACUCUGGUUUUAAGCCUGCGUGGUGGAACAGGGAUCUUUGUGUCCGUAAGUGUAUGAUUUGCUUUUAUUGUUGCUCUGUUUGGUAAUAAUUUUACCGGUCCAUUCAGUUGUAGCCCUAAUCUUUUCCCAUAAUUUUGUCCAUCUCGUCGUGUUUUGCAGCUUUUAAAAAAGUUAGGGCGGGGAAGGUUGCGUGACUCCCAUCCGAGCGGCUGCGAAGGAAACUAUCAAAUUUCAUGCCGUAACAAUGGGAUCACCGGAUCUGCACCACUUUUUCCUUGUGUUUGAGUAAGACAAGAAUGAACCGGAGGUCCAGCCAACAUUAACUCUAAUCCUUAUGGUAGUUUCUCUAUAACUGGUGUAAUACAAUCUUAUGGACUAACCACAGGCUGAGCUAUGUUCCUAUCUUUCUUAGCCCCAACGAUCAUGCAAAAACAUACCUGAAAAAGUGUAACAGACGUGUCCUCAUUCCAAAAUAUUCUGAAAAUAAUGCCACCCCCACCUCCCCCGGGUGAUACUGUAGAGAAAAUAGGGAUAUGUAAAAAAGGUAAAAAAAAUGACUGAACCAUAAUUGAAGUAUGCCUGAAAUAGAUAUUUGCCCUUUUUUGGUAGGAGUCACUUGUCCCACAAGUAGCUGGCCCGCUCCUAGCAAUGGACAGUUAUCAAACCAUUGUAGGGGUCAAUCUCAAGUUCAGUCUGGAACAACGUGUUCUGUGACGUGUAAUAACGGUUAUCAGCUAAAUGGACCUUCAUCCUCUCGUUGUGGUGAUGAUGGUAACUGGAGUCCACGAUCAUCGCCGAAUUGUCAAGGUAAAAAGAAGAUAUAAGUGUAAUCUUGGCGCCUUACGUUUCUGACUGUUUUUGUCAAUGAUAAAAAAUAUUCAAGAAAAUCUCGAUUUCAUUUCGUAACACAUUUCGUAACACAUUUGUCGUUUCAUGAACGUCGGUUCCCCUUCCUAGAACACAAAAUCAUCAAACAAUAAGAGAAUUUACCUUCCGUUUUUCAGUUCGUGUAUGCUCUCCUCAGCCUCUUCCUGACAAUGGUGAGAUCACUCCGGAAAUCUGCAAAACAAAGCCUUUACAUGGUCAAACCUGCUAUUACGAAUGUAGUCCAGGCUACACACGGACCGGGCCAUCUUCAUCCACAUGUGAUAACGGGCGCUGGACACAAAUUGGUUUUUACUGUCGAGGUAAGAAACUUCUUAAAACCCUGUCCACAAUGAUAAGCGUUUUUUUUAAAUGAAGAACGUCCGGUUUAUUUGUAAGCCUCGUGUACAUCACUUCUUAAAAUGUUGUAUAUUUUCUUCAUGAAAGACACACAGCCACCUUCAUUUGGAGAAACCUGCCCACCAGAGAGAAAUGUUGUUGCUGACGAGGGUAAAACCACGGCCACGGUGACCUGGGCACCGGUAACAGCUACAGAUAAUGAACAUGUGACCGUCACCGUGCUACCAGAUGUGACGUCACCUCACAAUUUCUCCGAGGGAAGCCAUACUGUGAUUUAUACUGCCAGAGAUCCGUCCGGAAAUACAGAGAUUUGCCAUUUAAGAGUUAAUGUUCAAGGUAAUAUAAUCCAUAAGAUAAUGUUAAUUAUUUUAGACCAUUUUACUUCAAUUACAAAUUAACAAACUGACGCCAGUUUUUUGCAUCUGCACCAUAAUUUUUAGGGAGUUAUUAUAACUCCAAAAAUGGAGUAAAAAUUUUAGGUACAGGAUAACCCCUUUUUUAGGGUUAUUUUAAUUCCUAAUUUAACUCCGAAUUUGGGGUCAUUUUUACUCCUGAAAAAGAGUUAUUUUUACUCCCAGUCUGGAGUUAAAAUAACUCUGAAAUGGGGUUGCUUUUACUCCUUACAUCGGUUGUUUUUUCUCUUUUUGGAGUUAAGUUAACUCUGAAAGUGGAGUAAAAAUUUUAGGUACAGGAUAACUCCUUUUUUGGGGUUACUUUAACUCCUCAAUAUCUGAGUCACUUUUAUUCCUAAAAAAGAGUUCUUUAAACUCCUUUUUGGAGUUAAAAUAACUCCACUGUAAGGAGUUAAAUUAGCCCCACUAGAGGAGUUACUAUAACUCCUUGAAAUUAAAAUUACUGUGUGUCCUCUUAUUGAUGAUAAAAUGACGUCACAACAUUUUCAAAGGGUUGUGGAUGCAUUGGCCGCAGGCGAGUGGAUCCACAACAAUUUUGACAAUAUUGUGGCGUCAUUUUUGAAGCAGUACAAUUUCUAGCAAGUCGUCGUCUCUUUUGGAAACUAAGCGUUUUUGUUCAGUUUCCCCUGCUUGAGCUUAAUUUGUAGAGAAUUGAAACAGGAUGCAAGUUUUGCAUCGGCUAGAGCUAUCUGACUAUUUUUCUUAGUAGACAGAAAGUUAAUCUUUUACAAAACUAAACUAAAGGAAAACAUCGCAGUUUGGCAUUCGUUCGGCAAAUGAUCGCUGAUCAUAAACAUUAGCCAAUCAGCGCGAGAGAAAUGAGUUAUUGUAAAAUAAAGGAUCGAUUGUAUAAAAAGGGGCAGCGUAUUGUUUUACUACGUAAGGGAUGCCACUGCAUGAACAACGCCAAAAGUAAUGAUCGGGAUAGGCCCAAAAUAGAGUUCGAAAAAUGUUAUGAACCAAUACAUUUCUUCUUUAACCAGGAUUUGAAAUUAAAAACACCAAACGCAACACGGGAAAUGGGGCAGUCUCAUGUGGUGCAAAACUUAACUAUUAUGAGUGUCCGAGUAAGAGAAGUCCUGAAUGGGACUGCUUUGAAUGCUUUGACAAUAGGGACUUAGGCUUUGACAACCGGUGCGGAAGUCGUCAUCUAGGUACAAAGAGAUCUGAGUAUCCUCAGUUGAUGAUGACAACUUUCGCACAGGUUACCGAACGUCAACAACUACUACCAAAUGUCCCGUUCAGGACGAGCUUUUUUGACAUACCUUUCACACCACCUUAGGCAUGAUUCCUUUUUCCAACCAAUAAAAAUUUUCUCCUUCAGUUCUUAGAUGUCCUGUUCUUCUUCCACCUGCAAAUGGAAGGCUGAGGUCUGGCUCUUGUAACAAUGUGUAUGGAAGCAUUUGUCACUUUCAAUGCAAUAAGGGAUUUAAACUGAAGGGAUCUGUGGUUAGAAGCUGCAACAAGACUUCUGGAGCAAACCAAGUUUAUUGGACAGGAAACGCUACUCAAUGUGAGGGUAAGUAAAAAAAGUGAGCUUUUUGACUUAUGUGAUCACCUCUUUUGCUUUUCUACUUUGGUUGGUCAUUCACAAUUUGUAGACGCUAAAUGGGGAUCUUGAUGGGCCAAUAGGCCAUUUCCGAGUUCCAAAAACUUUACUUUCAAAACGAGGCUAAGUGCAAAACUUUUCUUCCGAAGGUGACAUUUAUUUGGAUGAGAAUAAAAAAAUCAUUUCAUAUCAUUGGCUUCCCCCUUAGCCUCGUUAAAGCAGAGGCCUGGGGAACUCGGAAAUGGCCUGUUAGAGAGAUUAAGAGUGACGUUUACGGCAAACGUGAAUUUGUACCACGCGACUAAGUUUUCUCAUUACCUGUCGUUUAGUGCUCGUCACUUCUACAAAACAAGUUUUUUUACGUCAUUUUUAUCCAUAAUAAUUGUUUUAAGCUCUUUUUAUAUGCUUCAUUUUAUUUUGAGAAAUUCUCAACUUGAAACUGACGUUUGCCGUUUGCCGUAAACGUGACUCUUCAUCUCUCUAUUGUUUGCCCUGAUUUUUCUUUAAGCCACCAGUGAAGUUUUUCUCCCCUUCUUUACAGUCAUCAAGUGCCCGUCUUUGGAUAUCCCUGAUGACGCAGUUAAAUCUGGGUACGGGUGCAGCGCUCCAACCGCUAGUUACGGGACUACCUGCUUUUUCAGUUGCAAACCAGGAUACGAGUCAGUAAAUGGAUCUAUGCAGAGGACAUGUCAGGAAAAUCAAAAGUGGAGUGGAACACCUAUUCAGUGCCAGGGUAAUGUUGUUAUUAAGUUGAAUCGAUCGCACAAUUUCCGCCAUUAGACCAAUGUGUGUUUCAAGUACUGUAUUCAGGAAACGAUUGAAUCAUUUUUGCAAUUAUGACAAUGAAGAUGACGAUAAUAAUUUCGUACCCAGAUCUCAUACAGCGGAUGGCAGAGUGAGAUAUGAUGCUAUGUUAUGAUGAUAAUUAUAUUAAUCAUCAUUAACAAUCAUAUAAGAAAAGGAAAAUGAUAAUAAACAUGAAAUAUCUAUGCUUGUGAUGAUGAUAAAAUCAUGACCAGAAUUAAUAUAUUUCAGCCGUGACAUGCCCUGCCAUAACUUUAACGUCAGAGGGACUUAUCAUUAGCCCAUCAGCCUGCUUAAACUCAAGUGCUGCCCUCGGUUAUGCAACCGAGUGUCGCUUCACUUGUAAGAGUGGGUAUCAGCUCCAAGGUCCUGGGCUCACGUUCUGUGGAAAGAGUAACACUUGGACCCCAAUAGGAAACCCCUUUUGUUCAGGUAGGCAUAGUACUAUAUAACAUAAAUUCUCACCCUGCCAGGCAAUAUACAUGCAUAUGGCAAAUCCCGCUUCUUAAAUCAGUCUUAUUUCUCUCCAGUGUAAGAAGGCACGUACGGGCCAUCCCAUUCACUGAAAAUAACGCAAGUUAAGGGUUAAAGCGUCUGCCUUCUUCGGUCUUUUAAAAAAGUCUUUAUUCUUAGAGUUAAUAAAAUUAACUGAUAUAUCAAUUUAUUCAUUUAUCUAGUCCUUGGCUUUGUUAUAUAGUAAAUAGGGUUCCUACCAUACGUAUGUGUGUCAUAUUUUGCGACGAAUCAUUUAGCUAUUUAGUAAUACGAUUAUUUAUUUGUCUAUUAAUUUUGUCCAAGACAUUUCGAGGCCGACAUUCUUAAACUGUCCUCUAAAUUUUGCUGCAAAUGCUGAUCGGGGCACUACGUCGACAACCGUAACAUGGACAGCCCCAACGGCUACAGAUAACUCCGGCUUCGCUCCCAACAUAACACGUACAGGAAAGGAACCUGGGGGGAGAUUCUCUGCCGGGGAGCACAUCAUACGUUACAGAGCCAUUGACAGAGCGGGGAAUAUUGGCGAAUGCACCUUUAAAGUCUUCGUUUCAGGUAGCUGUCUUAAUCUGGUAAUUGUAGCUUAAACUAAUUCGAUGAAUUACAAUAAAGGUGUAAAGUCAACAGCCACUUGUUUCCCAUACUGUUAAAUGUCCAUAUUUAAGAUAUAACUAUUACUAGUUUCUCGCUGUAACGAGGCCUCAGCGAGUUAUGAGUCAGUUAUUCACCGUGAGUGAUGAUGAUGAAUUAAUUACUGGUGAAUUUACAAAUUCAUGAUUCUUCAUGUGAAAUCUUGAAUCUAAUAUUCUGGCCGUUAAAUCUUAAAUUUCAAUAUUCUCUAUGUCCAAAUCUUUAAAUUUUAAGAUUGUACAUCCAAAUAAUAUUUAAAAAAAGUCAGCUGAAAAGAUUUGGUAACUUACCUGCGUUUAAGUCACGGUGAUAACUCAUGCUACAUACCUACCACCUUCUUAGACCUCUCAACAUUAUCUUAUUCUGGGUGUAUUAGAAAAUAAUGCAAAGGAAAGUUACCUCUUAAAGCAGUUUUGGUCCUAUUAUUCAGUGAUCCGAUGUCAGCCCAGAUUAUAUGCACCGGCUGGAGGCAGCAAACGUUGCACCAUGGAUAACAUGUAUGGUUCAGAGUGUUCCUUCACAUGCCAACCUGGUCACAUCAUGAGGGGUUCGGCAAAAAGAAGUUGUGAAAAAAAUCAGACGAGUUCUUUCGGCUUCUGGACUGGAAAUGAAACGAAGUGUGAAUGUAAGUUAUACCAAUUUCACUUAAUCUAAAAUUCUUAUCACUCUCGAGAGAUUUUCACAUCAAUUUCAUCAUCAUCAUCUUCCGCCAUCACCACAACCACCAUCACCAUCACCAUCACCAUCACCAUCAUCAUCACCAUCAUCAUCAUCAUCAUCAUCAUCAUCAUCAUCAUCAUCAUCAUCAUCAUCAUCAUCAUCACCAUCAUCAUCAUCAUCAUCACCAUCAUCAUCAUCAUCACCAUAAUCAUCAUCACCAUUAUAUGCUUCAAGCCAUCCACGAGGCAGUUGAUAGUGGUGACGCGUCGACUCGGAUUUUCUUCGCAGAUUUUUCUAAGGGGUUUGAUUUAAUUGAUCAUUCAAUAUUGAUGCAAGAACUUGCAGAUCUUGAAGUUCAUCUUGUCCUUUUAUCUUGGAUUGCGGCAUUCUUGACAUGCCGGAAGCAAGCAGUUAGAAUCGGAAGAACUCUGUCAGAUUGGUUAACACUAAAAGGAGGAGUGCCCCAAGGAAGUAAACUGGGUGUGAUCCUUUUUACGGUAAUGACGAACAAACUGUCUGACUGGCGGCUGCGCAUCAAAUACGUGGAUGAUACCAGUGCUCUCGAAAUAAUUCCAAGGAACUCCCCUAGCUUACUUAAGCUAGUAGCCUCAGACAUUCACAAUUUCGCCAUUGCUCAUAAUAUGAGACUCAACCCAACCAAGUGUAAAGAAAUGUAUAUUAAUUUCCUACGCAACUCCAAUUGCCUCAUUAACCCAAUUAUACUACUACAUGAGAAAUUUCUGCAAUCUGAUUGGCUUAGAGCAGUAGUAUUUCAGCUUAAUUUGAAAUACCUACAUGUGAAAAUUACAAACCUUUUUCGGGUAGUAGUAUAAACAAAUAAUAGCAUGAUUUGAACGUGAUAUUUACCAUAAAUACCACCCGUGAUAUUUCAAAAUUGUCUCAAAUUUCACUCGCCUAAUGGCUCGUGAAAUUACGUAUAACAAUUUUGAAAUAUCACGACAAAUCAUGCUAUUACCUAUACUAAUAAUUGGCGGCAAUGUCAUCAAUCGUGUCAAUACCAAUAAGAUCUUAGGAGUUAUUAUGGCCAAUGACCUGAAGUGGAACUCUCAUGUUGAUUACAUUAUUAAGAAAGCUUGAAAGAAGUUAUACUCUCUUAGAGUUCUCCGCAGAGCCAGGGUGAGCCAACCCAACAUCUUGAGGACAUACCUUAGUACAGUCCGGCCAGUUUUAGAGUAUGCUGUACCAGUCUGGCAGGAUAUCCCUGCUUACCUGUCCGAAGCCAUAGAGCGAGUGCAAAAAAGGGCGCUUAACAUAAUCUACCCCGAGGCAGAGUCAUAUGCUCAUGCCUUACAGUUAGGUAAACUAGAUAGGUUAGAUGAUAGAAGAGUACACUUGUGCUACAAAUAAAUGGCGAAAAUGAAGUCCCCCAGCCACCCUCUGCACCACCUACUUCCCAGCCCACUUCUGGACGCGCCUAACUACACCUUAAGGCAGAAAACACAAAAGUAUUAUCUUUUCCGGAACAUACAGGUCUGUAGAACAAAGGGAGUGGAGGACUUCUUUACUUUAAAUAUUUUAAGUGAUUCAAUUGUUAUAUCAUUGUUAUAACUGUAAAUUACUAUACUCUAGGUAAUAGUUGCCUUAAGAUUGUAAAAUGUACUCGAUAAUUCAGUUCUUUUUACUUCAAGAGAGUUUUAAUAAACUAUUCGUACACAUCAUCAUCACCAUCAUCAUCAUCACCACCACCAUCAUCACCAUCAUCAUCACCAUCAUCAUCAUCAUCACCAUCACCACCAUCAUCAUCACCAUCAUCAUCAUCACCACCAUCAUCAUCACCAUCAUCAUCACCAUCAUCAUCAUCAUGUCAUCAUCAUCACCACCAUCAUCAUCACCAUCAUCAUCACCAUCAUCAUCACUAUCACCAUCAUCAUCAUCAUCAUGUCAUCAUCAUCACCACCAUCAUCAUCAUCAUUACAAUUAUCAUCAUCAUCAUCACCAUCACCACCAUCACCAUCAACAUCAUCAUUACCAUCAUCAACAUUCUAAAUGGCAUUCCCAACAACAUCAUCUUCUUCUUGUUCGAAUGAAGUCCAAUCUUCUGUUUGCUUCGAAUAGUAACAAACGUUUGAUAAUGGUUUGUUCUCUCGCAUAGUUGAAUAUCAAGGAAUUUGACCUUUGACACAUGUCCUUUGUUACCUCUGUUUGCAGUGGUCAGGUGCCCUCGCCUUCCUCUUCCUUCUCACAGCGUCCAGUCUGGCUGUGGGUUCGGUUCCAUGUAUAACGACUUUGGUGACAGAUGCCUUUACUAUUGCGACAUUGGAUAUCGUAAAAUAAACGGUUCAAACGAGAGAGUUUGUCAGGCAAAUGGGACAUGGUCAGGGCAACCACCCGACUGUCAAGGUGUGAGCAUAAACAAAGCGUUAAAUGGUUUAUUCAACUGCUCUUCUUUUUACAGAUAUCAAAACUAAAUCACUAUUGAUAAAAUGGAGAGUUCUCGGUAUUAGAACGCACUUUCCCAAUUUCGCGGUUUGGCCCUUGGGCCAUCAGUUUGUGGGGUUUUUGCUGACAAAAUUCCCUUGCCAUUCGGAUUAGAUAGCUCUCCGUGAAUCUUUUGUCAUUGAAGAGAAUAGACAAACGCUUACAUGAAAUGAAUGAUCAUUUGAAAAUUAAUACUAUUGCACUAUGUUUCUUUAGUCGUUCGUUGUAGUUCCCUGGAGCCACCAAAGAACGGGUCCGUAACACCAAAUUCGUGCACAGCCUCUCCAGAAUACGGUAAAAGGUGUUACUUCUCAUGUACGAGAGGCUACAGACUGCAUGGGGAGCCAUUAACUUUCUGCCUUAGCAACGGACAAUGGUCCAAAAGCACCAGUGCUUUUUGUGGAGGUUUGUAUAAUAUUUCAAUAAUUUAUACGCUACAUGCAGAUUCAUUUUCUGUGGUCACUCCAUCUGUUUGUCUGAGCAAAGAAAAAUAACCUUCCAACUGAACGAUACCCAAGACUAUCAAGCCCAACUAACCGGUCAUUACGAUUACUUAAAUUGAUAAGGUAUCUAAUCUAUUAAAACCUUUUAUUUUAGACGUGGAAAGGCCUUCGUUUGGCUCAACGUGCCCCUAUGAUAUUAAACGCUACGCCGACAGGGCGAAGAACUACACAGCAGUAAGCUGGCCUCCCGUUAUAGCUACUGAUAACUCGGGUGUUACACCAAAUGUCGUUUCUACUGGUGUAACCAGCAUAUACUACACAGGAAGGCAUACUGUUACAUACAACGCCAGCGAUGAAGCUGGGAAUUCUAGGAUUUGCAAGUUUUACGUCAUCAUUGAGGGUAAGAUGAGACUUUCAACUACACGCAAUCUGCAAAGACGACGCAACAAAUAUUUCGCUAAACUGAAAACUAGACACUUUAUUCUCCAGGUUUCGAUGAGGCUGUCCAGUGGCCAACGUUUUGGUUUCCCACUAAAAACCUUUACAUGUACUAAACAAUAUUCAGCGGCAAAAGCUAAACUAAUUCCUGCCUCCUGUUACAGUUUUGCGAUGCCAGACAUUGCUCCCAUCGUUGAACGGUUUUUUGUUGGGCAAAUGUGAGAAUACUUUUGGAUCAACCUGUACGUUUGGGUGUGACGAUGGAUACAACUUACUUGGUGCGGAAAAUAUAUCAUGUGAAGCACGCCCUGGUCACAUCACGGGUUACUGGGACAAUCCAGUUCCUGUCUGCAAAGGUAAAUACAGAAAGGUGUAAGACAUUUUUUUGUAUACAACUGUUUCGAGAAAGGUUGUCGGAAGAAAUGCGCACGCGACAAUCCCGAAAGGUAAUACGGGAUAUUGAUCAAUACACUGUUUGCAACGACUGAAGCUGUCGAACCUACUUUUGUUGCUUUCCUUUAGUACUCGCAAACACAUGUCCGUGGCCUCCCGAACCAUUCUUUCAAAUUUCUUUGAAGAACAGUGCCCUCAAAGCCACCCACGAUACCUUUCGGGAUUGUCGCGUGCACUUUUUCCGCCAACCUUUCUCCAAAUAGCUGUAAACAAUAAGGACAACAAGUACUAAGUGGUUAAUCGAGUGGCCAUUCUACCUAUUGAUGCUAAAUAACAAGGAACGACUGUUUUCAUUUCUGGCGAAAAAAAUGGGUGCAUGGGAUGUCUGGAGACCUCCAUUGUGCCCAACCCGCAUCUGAACAGAGAACUGCUAUCAUGGCUGGCCAAUGGCAAUCCCUGUAAGUGCCCACAGCCACUUUUUUUUCGGUGAGAACGAAAUAAACUGGAUGUAUAAUUAUCUUGGUCACUGUCUUUUUCUUCCAUUAUCACUGUCACUCUCAUCAUCUCCACCAUCAUCGACAUUAUUAAUGUCACCACCAUGUCAUCAUCAUUGUAUUAUCGAUAUAUGUUUGUAAAACGACCUAUGAUGAUCUUUGCUUAAACUAUUAAUAGAGAAUCGACUAAGGAAUAACGGUACUCUGGUCGUCUUAUCUUUGUCCAUCUUUUAUUUUGUUUUUGUUUGCUUAGUCCGUAGAUGUUCUUCAUUAAAGGUGCUGCAGUUUGGUUAUAUUUAUCCUUACAUGUGCUUGUCAUAUCCAAUCAGUGGAACUAUUUGUUAUUUGGAAUGCAGACACGGAUUCCAGAGUAAUGGAGGUGUAAACGUGUUGCAAUGUGGGAAGAACGGAAAUUGGAACCAAAAUGUAUCUUCUGCUUUGCAGUGCAAAGGUACGUCAUUUCUUUGGCUUUUUCGUCUGUUUGAAGCAAAACAGAAAUGAAACAAUAUAAGGUGCUUAGGUAGAUCCUGUCCACCUUUAAGCCAUGAGCUUGACAGAAUGUACUUUGGUUUAAGUCGUCUGAUGUGACAGUAUUAAGGGUUGCAUUUUCUCAUAUGUUGCAUUGCAGACGUUUUUCCUCCCGUAUUCAUGAGCUGCCCAUCCGAUAUUUUCGCCAGUAUCACAGAAAAUUCGUCGGCAACGGUAAACUGGACUUUUCCUGUGGCUAUUGACAACAGCAACCAAGCACCGCAGAUCACUGUAUCACCAGCUGGAGUCACUUCACCUUACACGUUUUACUCCUCUACCGUCAUUACCUACACUGCCACUGAUGCGAGUGGAAACAAGGAUGAGUGCUCCUUUAAGGUCGCUUUGCAAGGUCAGAAAAACAGAAAAUAUUCCUUAUUAAAAACGCAUUGCUGAGGUCAAGAUGGCCGGAUUUUGGUCACGAUAUUGGUUGGACAUUUAAUGGACCGAGAGGAAAUCGAAGUCCAUAGAGACGUAAAAAUUCCACACUCUAGUCGGCAAGACCAAACUUUCUUGGAAUAUAAACGAUUAAUAAUAAGGCAAAAAGAUUGAAUUUACUCGCAAAGACAACGCGGGCAAUCAAGAGCGGAACAGAUAGACCCAUUUUGCAGCUGGAGUAGCCAGUCAAAGAACAGGAUUCGCUUUAUCUUGUCCGCUCAUAAACCGUAAUUUCCUCGUCGGAAAUGGACCAUAUGUACCUAAGUAUGCAUUUGUGUCUAAUCUCAACCUCCAAAUCAAUCGCAUGUUUUAAUUUAGGACAAAAAUCUGAACCACCCUUUUGUACGAACUCAUUUUAUUUGCAGACAAUUCAGGCCCCGAGGUUGUAUAUUGCCCACCAGACCAAAACAUAACUGCAACAAAGAUGAGGACAGCUGUAACAUGGAUCUCCCCGCAGUUCAAAGACAAUAGUAACAGUCCUUUGGUCAUUAGAUGCAGCCAUCAAAGUGGGGCACAGUUUUACUGGGGAACCUGGAACGUGCAUUGCACGGCAUUUGAUAAGAACCAAAAUAAUAAUCCUGCCGUCUGCCAGUUUACCAUCACGUUAAAACGUAAGUAGGUAGUUAGUGACGUUGUCACCCAGGGCCAGGGGAUACCCCCGGGAAAUUAGGUUGGAGGUGUGCGGCAUGCCUCUUGACAACCACGCUAUAAAGUGCGUGACUUUCCGUACCCUGUUUCAUACCUGAACAGCUGUUCUCAAGAGACGAAUGACAAAGAGAAGACACACGAAAUUCCAGGUACAGGUACCAGAUAGCACAAAACCUCACAUUAUGACAGAAUCCCAGACACUUAAAAUCUAAACUUAUUACCCAAUUUCGGAACACUUUCACGCACUUUCACAGCACCCCAAUUGCUUACUAAUCAAUUUUCAUGGCAUCAACGUUCAUCUCAUAAGGUAAUUCACAGUCACAAGACUAUGCUAGUUUUACAAGUGAUUUGGGUAGCAUGAAAUAAUUUGAAAUCCUUGGCAUCAUGCAUACAGCAGCCCUCCGUUAAUUUGUCUUUGAAAUGAGACAUACGCCUGUAGAUCAUCAUGCUGGUCUGCCAAUCUGCAAACUCGCAAUCUCAAAAUCACACAUGCAGCCACAAUUAGCUGAAAACAGAAUAAUCGUACGUUUUCACCAGCUCUGGAAUUAUGGAUGCGUAGAUCAACUUAAUCUUCAGGGUUAUAAGUAGAAUAAGUUUAAAUUUAAAGAGAGGAACACGGUUGAUUUAACAUCGAUCUGUCAUAAUUUUUUUAUAAUCUGCCUUCAUACAGCGAAAGACUGCAUUGACCUGCCGCCUCCUAAGAAUGGGGCAAAGGCAUGCGAUGAUUGGGCAGCCGGAAGACAAUGUGCUCCCUCUUGUAACAGCAAAUGGGAUUUUGCUCAAGAACUGCCUCCAUAUGUAGUGUGGGUAUGUGGAGCAUCAGGGACAUGGUCUCCAUCAACCCGGUGGCCAGAUUGCUCAAGUAAGUUGCUCAAGUUUUAUAACUAGUAUACAUGUUGGGGUGAAAUUUGUUUCAAACCCAUUAUCGUUUAUUUCCCUUCCUAAAAACUAAAGGCAAUAAAAUGUAAAGCAAGGAUGAAAUUAAACCAUAAUUAACAUAGACCAGCGUAUUACUAAAGAGGGUGUUAUCCGACCAUAACUAAGUAGGGGGCUGUUAUCCACCUUGGCCGAUAAUAUCCUCCUCGAACUCUAUAAUUCUUCAGAUCCUACUCAGCCACAACCAAUAAUUGAUAAUUAUUUCAUGUACUCCAAGUAAAUGUGCAAGUUUCUUUCACGGAGACGAUUGAAUGGCUGACCCGCCGUAUCAACCCUCAGCUAACGUAAGUGAAACCACGACUCCGACGUAGAACAUCGUAUCGCUAACAAGGGCUGUGUCGAAUCUCAAUGUUUCCGGAAACAUUGAGAUUCUCGGGAAACAAAAUUAACCGUUUCCCUCGGGAGCAGUCAUUAAGUGUUUAUUAAUAUAUUUGCAAUAAAUCACUGCAGAGGUAUAUCAAGCAGGUGAAGCUAGAAUGGCGAUGGAUUUGUACUAUUUCGACGGAGAUUGCAGUACACCGGAAGCCCAAGCACAAAUAAGACAGAACUUCAUUCGGAUUUUAAACGGGUCCCUGUUUCAAGUGAUGUGCCGCGACCCUGUGUUCAGAGAUAGCUGCACGGCUGAGAACGUAGUGGUAACAUGCGAUGAGGUGACGAGGGCAAGACGGAAAAGACGUUCAUCAGGUUGGUGUGAUAUUGGUUGAGUAUCAUAGCGGUACUUCCAGCCACUAGCUGGGGCAAAAACCAAUGGACUCGUUCUUGCGGUGAAAUUAACUAAGUUGACUGUUGUUCUUGAAAGGACGAAUGACGCGAGAUCGAAGACAAUCAGUCAUAAUGUAAUUGGGGAGAUUUUUAGGGCUAUUUUUUCCAGAAGAGGGUUGUUUUUUACUCAGUGAAAAACUUUUACCUGGCGAUGCUUUGAGUAAUAGCAUCUGUCGCUCAACGAUAAAGACCUUAUGGACCUCAGAAAUAUAGUUCAAGAAAUACGACUCUCUGGUCCUCCAGGUCCAGAGUCUCGAUCCUUCGGGAAAUAAUUUGGGUAUAGUGACAGCCGACAAUCGAUUAAAUAUAGCUCUGACUUUAUGCAAAAUAUGUGAACUAUUGAAAGACCUUCUCAAAGCGAUGUUUACAAAGUAUAUGUGUUUAUUUGGGGGUGUUUUUUAUUCUUCAGAUGGUGGUGGUGAUCGCAUUCUGACAAAAGUCCAUCUUGAUAUUGUUGGUAAGUUCGGUACAGCCGAGGUCACACCCAAAAACGUCCUUCACAGACGUUUAAUGUUUUGAUACCCCCCGGCCUAGUUUCAGGACUUCGUAUUGGGUUAUUGUGUCUUACAACCAGUCAUGAGGGUUCUAAUAUGUAAUCUCAAAAGGUAAUGAAAAUCUCCGGGAAACUCAAACCAUUUAGAAAAUACAACAGAAAGUCCGCUACUUGAGGCUUUUUUUUAUACACGCCUUUCUACAUUCAUUAAAUGUACGUGAGUAAUUCUUGCCACAGUAGUGAUUAAAAUCACAUGGAAACGAACAUGAGACUAUGUUUCGAUGGAUAAACAGGACGUAACAAGUUUUACAAAUUCAUUUGAUCUAAGUCUCGGAUGGUAUUUGUGCAAUAAGUUAUACACUCAAAUUCAAAACCCACACCUACUUCCGGGGCUACAUUUACUGCUAUUCUCGAAGAAAAGAAAAGAUCGUUUAACAUCUCAUGGAUGAAGUUGGCCAUCAGCUGAAAGGAAGAUUCCAGUGAUAAAGAUUACAACAAUUUCCCUUAAUUGUUUCGCACACAGGCAGGAGCUAGUGCAAUUUUGCAAAAAGAUCCGCGAAGAUUUAUUUUUUAAAAAAUUUAACUCCAAUACUUAAGACGGGUAAAUCUUUUGAAGGACCUCGGUCGUUCUUUUGGGAUGAAAUUAUUGCUCUCGUGUAGGCCCUUUGUUUCUUACAACGAGCUUUUGCCACUAGCUUGUCAUGUAACAAUUCACCUUUCGCAGUAAUCCUUGGCAUUAGUACCGUAGUAGAUGACGACAAACAAAGCAAGAUCGAGGCAGGUUUGGCAGGAGUGGAGAUUGCCAAAAACUUAAGCAGUGAGAUCAGAAAAGCAGUUGAGAGUGGUGUCCUCAAUCUGACCAUAAACGGCACGGUGUUUGUUCCUGAUGAGCAGUCGCUGAACUUCACAGAGCCUGUGGUACUUUGUGCAAAAGGACAAUCCCUUAGAGAUAGAGUCUGUGGUAAUUUAUAUAUUUUUAUCACAAACAUGCACGUAAAGUAGUGGAAAUUAAGGAGCUUUGACAUGGACUUCUGUUUAUGAUAUUGUCUCUGCAUUUUGCAGUCAUUAUUUCAUUAAAAGUAAAGGUCUAAUGCUGUUCUAAGCAAAUUGCACACAAAGAAAAACACUUCAUCGAAAUACAACUGAAAACGUGAAAAACGGGAAAACUGAGAAAAGUAGAGGAGUUGCUCUCAAGUGGCUUUAGGUGGCCCUUGCAAAAUCUUUCGUGAAAACCACCUCCAGCAAGCCAAAUAUAAUUCAUUUAAUUUCACCUAACACUCAAGCAGCAUUAUCUUUAUUACCAUUAUCGCCAUCAUCAUAAUCACCACCACCACCACCACUAUGAUUAUCAUAAUCACCAUUAUCAUCAGCACCAGCAACAACAACAGCAGCAGCAGCAUCGCCACCAAUAUUAGUACAUAUAUUCUUCUUUCAUUUCUCACAAUGAUAUAUUUUGCAUUGCUCAGUAAGCUGUUCACCAGGAACAUACCUAAACAAAACCCUUGGUACAUGUGAAGACUGCCCUGUUGGAUCAUAUCAAGAAGAAGAGUCACAAGAAACAUGCGUAACAUGUCCACCGAGAACUUCAACGGAAGAAACAAGAUCUGAAGAUCGAUCUAAUUGUACAGGUAAAAGCAGCCUGUUGUAGUACUAAUACUUAACUUUACUUUAUUGAAUUUGUUACAUAUAAUCAGGUAAUACCUACAUUAAAAUCUAAAAUACGUUAGACAAAGAAAAAAAAAGGAAAUUAAAAUAAAAAAAUAUUGCAACUGGAGCAGGAAACAGGAUUUUGUCCCUGUUGAUAUCUUGCCCUAAGAAGUAAAUGAAUUAGGGAAUAAUAAUAAUAAUAAUAAUAAAAACAUAAAUACAAGAACCCCCGCCCCCUACCUUAAUCAUUGUUUGCCCCUUCUCCACAAACAGACUACAUAAAUAUCACCCUAUACCUCACUGGCUAGGAGGACAUAAGAUAGAGUAUUGCGACUGUAAAUAUCUAAAAUCCUUUUCUUAAAACUAGAUAGUGACUGAUUCGUGCUUUGGAUGUCUAAAGGUAGCUUGUUAAGCUCGUACGUAUUCUAUUAUGUUCAAUUCUGUUUUCCACAGCUAUUUUUCCCACGUCACCUAGCUAUAUACUCAAGGUACAGUUAAUAAUAUAUGACUAUAUUGCUAUACCUAGUUAAGGCUUAACACUCAUCAACAUUGAUAUAUCUCCAACAGGCUAUUCAAGACACUAGAUAACGUACAAGAAAAAAUAACAUCUUUUCAUUUCUCCUACACAAAAUAGCGCUGUGUAAACCUGGGUCAUAUUCACCCACCGGAUUAGAGCCUUGUAUUCAGUGUGAAAAAGGGCUUUACCAGGAAACAGAGGGAAAGCGUCUCUGCGUAAGAUGCGGUGUUAACACAACAACCCCAGAGGAGGGAUCAAACAGUUCUAUGCAAUGUGCAGGUAAUAAUGACAGUUUGCAUUUUAUGAACAAAUAAAACGCACAGACAAAACUUUUAAAUGUACAGAAGUGCAUUCAUAGAUUAAAGUAUUCAUUAAAAUACAUUAUCUUUGAGCCUAGAGAUAGGUGUCUGAUGUAGCAUAGGAUUAGACUAUCCCAAUCGAUUUUCAAGAAAACCUAUUUUCCAAGCCCCAGUUGUUCAAAAGGUGGAUAGUGAUAUCAAUUGGAAAAAUUACUAUCCAGUGGAUAACCAAUUAUUCUUCGCAAUACUUAUUCAUUGGAUAGCGAUUUAUCUGGUGGGUAAACGUAGCGCUAUCCAACUUUUGAACAACCGGGACCAGACCGCCAGACUAUUUAUUGACUGGGCCAGACCACAGAGCAGGGUAAGCUAGCGUGCAGGGGCGUUAACAAUGGCUCGCCGUAAACGCCCAACACAGAUCUCCUGCUCAUAUUUUAUCUACUACUUGUUGACAUACUGUAGACAAGGAAUUAUCAGCUAUUUAUUAGAAAAGUUAAAUUAAAUUAUUAUCAAUAUGGACAAAUAGAUUCACCACAAGUACUACAUAAGAGAUUGUCUUACUUGUAUUUUUUGUUGUUCUUUCCUCCAGUCCCCUGUCCUUCUGGUUCUUUCUCUCCAACUGGCCUGGCUCCAUGUACUUUGUGCAACCGGCGCUCCUUUCAGCCCCACAACGAGAGCCGCAUCUGCGUCCCAUGCCCAGGAACAACUGCGACCGUCCUGCCAGGGUCAAAGAGUCCACAAGAUUGCAUAGGUAAGUGGCACGGAACACCUUUGGACAUCAACUCAGUUGCUCCGCCAUUGAAGGGCCACUAUGCUGGAUAUCCUCUCUUACUUCUGCAGAAGACUGUCAGCUGGUAAUGUAAUGUAAGAAGAAUAGUUUGUCGCCCCAUGGUAGGGAAUCCGGAUUCGUAAAUCCGAGAAAUUUUUGCCUGUGGAAUCCGGAAUCCUGGGCUUUGGAAUCCAGACUACAAUUCAAGGAAUUCGGUAUUCCACUAACGAUUGGAAUCCGGAAUCCAAGUUCCACUCACAAAGAAUCCGGAAUUCAAUACCUGGAAUCUGAAAUCCAUGUCGUGGAGUCCAGAAUCCACGACUGUCUUAGAUUCCCUUGCAUGGGCAAAAAUACUUAUUUUAUCUCUCCUUUUCAAUCUUCAGAAAUUGACGAAUGCGAUUCAAAUCCCUGUCACGGCAACUCUAACUGUACAGACCUCAUUGCUGACUUUCUGUGCUCCUGCCAACCUGGUUUUACUGGUAAACAAUGUGAAACCAACAUUGACGACUGUCAGGACCAACCUUGUUUUAAUAACGGCACCUGCCAUGACCUGGUUAACAAUUACACCUGCACAUGCAGACAGGGAUACCAGGGAUCUAAUUGUGAAGAUGAUGUUGAUGAGUGCACGACAUCCCCUUGUUCCAAUAAUGCUUCGUGCAGCAAUUAUCCAGGAGGAUACAACUGUCAAUGCCGAUCGGGGUUCACCGGAAAGUUGUGCGAAACAGACGUAGACGAAUGCGAGUUAUCACCGUGUCUAAAUGGAGCAACUUGUAGGGAUGGAAUAAACAACUACACCUGCCUCUGUGCAACAGGUAAGACAAAGUGAGUAAUCUAAUAUAACGACGUAGUGUAAUAUUAACAACGUGUGUUAUAUCGCAGGCUACCAAGGAAACGAUUGCGAAGAGAAUAUCGAUGACUGUGCAUCGGACCCUUGUCAGAACGAAGGCAAAUGUGUGGAUGGAGUUGGAACAUACCACUGCAUCUGCCCUGCAGGAUUUAAUGGAACCAAUUGUGAGCACAACAUUGAUGAAUGUGUCAAUGUAGACUGUAAGAACAAUGCAACCUGUAUUGACCAAAUCAAUGGGUUUUAUUGCGCAUGCCGGAACGGAUUCACAGGAAAUAAAUGCGAGGUGAACAUUGACGAAUGCGCUUUCAAUCCUUGCAAGAACCAGGCUAGGUUUGUAUGGAUUUACUUUUAAAGUUAAAUUUUGUUAUUGAAAUUGCUUCCAACUAACUUUCCCAGGACAUUCUGCAUUAUUCAAAGGUGUCGUUAUCAGCCAAUCUACCAUAUGUCAGUUUUUAAGGAAGAACAAAAAAAAUUCUUGCUUCCAGUGUUCCAAGAGCUCCGAAGAGAAGUAUAUCUUACCUCAGUACUACAUCUGAUUUAACUGUCUUCAACGGAUUUUAAGUAAAUCCUAAUCAGAGGCCCCAAUUUAACUGGUAAAUUGAGUAAAGAAAGAAAGUAGAGAAGAGAAGAAAAAACGCAAAUUUUCAAAGAACGCUACCAAACUAUAUAGCUAAAGCGCUGUUACUUUUAUAUCGUUAGGUGUGGGGAUAUGAUUAACACUUAUCGGUGUGAAUGCAAAGAUGGUUUCGAUGGCCUCCACUGUGAAAACAACAUUGAUGAAUGCGCCUCGAAUCCUUGUUCAAACAAUGGUACAUGUCACGACGGCAUCAAUAAUUUCACCUGCGCUUGCCCACCAGGUUUCACAGGAAAUACCUGUAGUUUAGACAUCGACUAUUGCUCAUCAACGCCGUGCCUGAAUAAUGCCUCCUGCUUUGAUGGACGCACUUCCUUUACUUGUCAGUGUCCUGAUGGAUUCAAUGGAGACCAAUGUCAGUACAACAUCGACGAAUGCGAGAAUGCAACAUGUUUCAAUGGCGGAACAUGUGUCGAUGGCAUUGAUCAAUACACAUGUGCCUGCCAAGCGGGAUUUACCGGAUUCAGCUGUGAAUUAAAUAUUGAUGACUGCGAGCAUAAUCCGUGCUUAAACGAUGGGACUUGUAAGGACUUGAUAAAUGACUUUAAAUGUACCUGUAGGAGAGGUUACACAGGGAAGAACUGCAGCGUCGACAUUAACGAAUGUUUCAGUUCUCCUUGUCAGAACAAUGGAACAUGCAAUGAUAAAGUUGACGGCUACACUUGUAGUUGCGUUGAUGGCUUUAGUGGAACACACUGCGAAAGGAAUAUUGAUGACUGUUUGGGUCACGGUUGCGCUAACGGUUCCACCUGCAGGGAUGGGGUUAACAGCUACACUUGUGACUGUCCUCCUGGGUUCUGGGGAAGGUUCUGUGAAUCUGAAGUAGACGAGUGCGAGUCCUUUCCUUGUAAUAAUGGUGGAACUUGUAACGAUCAGGUACCUUGCAAUGCCAGUAGUUCUUCGAAUAAAUGCCCUCUACAACACACUGUUAAGUGUUUAUAAACGCUUAUCCCGCAUCAUUAACUUGCAGACGUUAAAGCACACGCCCCAAAAACGUUUAACUAUUGUGUGAUACGGCCAGAGGAUAAGUAGUUUUCAAAUGACUGAAGACCAAAAUGAAAUGUUUUUAGGACUUCUCUCUGACUUCUGAUUAUGAAAGUUUGAUGGAUGGCAAGAAUUUAAAGUGUCUCUUUAUAGAUCUGACAUUGUCUUAUUAAGAAACCUCUCUUUCGGGGGUUGGAGACACACUUACUAGCAAGCGGUUUCUAUUAACAAGAACCCCUAAGCUAUAGAUUUUGUUGUAAUGCAGAACAGAGCCUCUAAGUAUAACGGCAAGAAAACUGAAUCUCUUGUCGGGUUUUGCUUAGUACAACACCACCACCGCCACCAAAUAUACCAGCAGUCCCAUUUUCAGAGAUGGUAUUGAUAUGACAAUCAUGUAAAUAAAACUAAUGUAUAGUUAAAAGGACAGAAUGCACAGAUGUCAAACGUAGUCCGGUUUGACGAGUAUAAUUCAUAGCAACGGUAUGAAGACGUCUUUUUCUUAUAGAUUCCUUUAUUUAUUCCCAGGUGAACGCGUUUGAAUGCACCUGCCAGGUGGGCUUUGCUGGACACCAUUGCGAAAUAAACAAUGAUGACUGCAAAUCAUUGCCAUGUUUAAACAACGCUACUUGCGUAGACCUGAUAGCUAACUACACAUGUUCCUGUCCAAGUGGUUUUACUGGGCUCCAUUGCGAGGGUCGCAUUGAUUACUGUGGGGAGGCAAACUGCACUCAGAAUGGAGUUUGUGUUAAUCUAUUCACAGGUAAAGUCAUAGUAAAGCCUGGAUUCUAUGCAAUCUUUCAUAUCGUCUUGCCGCUUCGAUUCCAGUCUAUAUACAGACGUACGCGUAGUUCUAUUCAGACUAUUUCGAUCACCCCAAUGGGCCCUUAGAAGCUCGAUCGCUCCAAUUGGCACUUGGCAUCUUAACAGUCACAUGGUGCAAAACACCUUGCACGAGAGAUAAACGGGCAGUGGUAUCCACUUGAAAAAAAGGAAAGUCGCAUUUUAAAUGAUGUAAUCGUGUUUUUUCUUGCCCCAUUGUCUCCCAAACUCUCUGGCAAGGCGUUUUUGUCUCACGCGAGCGUUAAGCUGCAAAGGGCCCAUCGCCGGGAUCGUCUCCCAUUCAUUUAAGGCAUAAGAUUUGAUCGUCAUAAACAGUAACACACUUAAGGUGUUUUUUCCCUUUCUUACAUACAGGCUUUAACUGCAAAUGCAACGGUGGUUACUUCGGCGAGUACUGCGAGUUUGAAACUGAUGAAUGUUCAGCGAAACCUUGUUUCAACAAUGCAACAUGUCAUGAUACCAUCAACAAUUUCACUUGUUCUUGCUCCGCCGGGUUCACGGGGAGGUACUGUGAGCAGAACAUUGACGAUUGUGUCAAUAACUCUUGUCAAAAUAACGCCAGGUGUGUUGACCACACACUGGGUUACUCUUGCCUCUGUGCUGAAGAUUACAAUGGAACAUUUUGUGAAGCAGAGAUCAACAAAUGUGACUCCUCUCCGUGUCAAAACAAUGGGACAUGCGUAGUUGAGAGGCCUGGGUACAUAUGCAUUUGCCCGGACCAGUUUGCAGGAGUAAACUGCGAGAACUUUACUGACCCCUGCUUAUCGUCACCAUGUCAGAACGGCGGAACGUGUCACUCUGACAACGCCACGGGAACCGUCUUUUGUUUAUGUAAAACAGGUUUUACAGGAAGCACCUGUGAUGUGAACAUUGAUGAUUGUGCAUCGGAGCCCUGCAUGGCCAACUCCUUUUGCGUUGAUUUGGUAAACGAAUAUGAAUGCAGGUGUUACCCAUCUCACACAGGAGAUCACUGUGACAUAUGUAAGUAACGAUGUCCUCAUGGACCAUUUCCGAGUUGACCCAAGCCUCUGUUUUAAAGCGAUGCUUGCGAAGCUAUCGAUACGAAAAUGAAUUUUCAUUACCAGCAAAUAAAACUCACUUUUACAAAAAAUGUUUUGCACUUAGUCUCAACUCUCUCUUUCAGCUCUUUUAAAAGUGAGAUUGUUUGGAACUCGGAAAUGGUCUAUUCCUCAACUUAAUCGAGGGAUUGAAAUGACUUAUGUAAUACAACGUCAUACAGACCAAGUUGAUGUGAGCCGUAUGUUGAUUAUAGUAAUGACAAUCAAAAUUAUGCCUAUUAACAGUAGUGAAACUGUUACCGCUUAACAUUUAUGCACCGCUAUCUCUUUAAUUUUGCGGUGAUAAAAAGGCCAGCUGAUCAAUACUUUUAAAUUUACAGAAUAUUUUAAAUUCAAAGAUGGUUAAGACCUGCGAUAACUCCACUUCGAUGAAUCGCAUCAAAAUGUUCGUUGAUCCUGUUGUCAUCGAGAAGAUCCAUUCCAAGCUAUAAAUCGUUGUGUUACGUUUACAGAAUGAAUAAAAGCGACACUUCAAAGAAAUUACUUAAUAUAAACUAAACCUCUUACAUUCCUUUUUCAGUCCUUGGCAGCAAUUUUGAUUUGAUUUUCAAGCGCAGUACUGCAAGCGACAUGGUUCUAUUAUCAGACGGUGAAAGCAUCCCUACAAUGAGGUUUUUUACCAUCGCCCUGUUUGUCCGAGCAGACUCCGAGUACAACUCAGGAACGCUCUUCAGCUACAGUGUGCCUGGUGUACCACAAGACGUGAUAAUUCUCUCAUUCACUGAGUCACAGGUUAAGCUGACGAUUAAAACUGAAGUUGUGGCAGCUGAUUUCAAAUUACCAGACAAUCGUUGGAACUACGUGGGGGUAGUUUGGAACGGAACGACAGGAGAUGUUUCCGUGUACAUUAACGGCCCUGAAAUAAAAAGGGCCAGGAACAUUCUCAAAGGUGAGAUUUUAUUGAAUCCUUUGAAAUCUUAUCACUUUAUCAAUCUAUUCCAGCCAAACUUAACCACAAAAGAUCAAUCAGAUAUAAUAAUAGUAUUCUGAACGUUUUAAGAGCUGAUCGCUAAAUCGAUAGCCUGAACUGUACUGCGAAUUGUCCAUGAUAACACUGAAAUCAACGAUCAAAAUCACGAGUUCAAUUUUACUGUAAAAUUCCAGGUGGCACCAUCACUGGAGGGGGAUGGAUGGUUCUUGGCCAGGAGUUCCUCGCUGAAAAACAAGCGUCCUCGUUAUCGAAUGCUUUUGUUGGUACAUUACAUCAAGUCAGUUUUUGGGAUGUGCCUGCCACUGCUGAUCACAUGUGGAAUGCAGCACACAACUGUACUUGGCCCGUUGCUGGAAGUGUGCGAGCGUGGAGCAGUUUUCUUCAAGGAAUUGAAGGCAAAGUGCAAAAGCGAUUCAAGACGCAAUGUCAAGGUAAUCAGAGUUAGGAUCAGAAAGCGCUGCAAACGUCAAUGCCAGCUGCGAGUGAAUAAGAUUAGCGGAAUCCACGGUCCGGGAGGGAAACUAGGGUUACACAACAAUAAACACUUAAUGACUGGUCCCUGCAAGGGAAAUAAAUAAUUUUGUUUUCCUACAAUUCAGUGUUUCCCGAGGCGGAGCCAAGGGAAACAUUGAGAUUCAAGUUUCAAUGUUAGAUGUCAUGUGACCUCGAAGUAACCAAUGAGAGCGCGAGAUUAUAACAAAACCGUUUUAUGACUCCUGGGCUCAGACCUUUCACCGUUUCACCGUUUUGAGGCGGAAAGAUAUUUAAGUGUCCAGUGCAAUGAAUUUUUGACUCGUUUUUCGCUUGACCGUGCGGUAGAAUUUAGUGGACAGUUAUUUUUACCCACACCUUCAUUUUAGCCAUUAAUCUUAAUAUUUUGAAACUUUCAGCCUUGGCCAUGUGCACCACCAACUGUUCUCACUUCCUGAACUGCGAGUCUCGCCACGGAAUGUACCACUGCAACUGCGUCCCUGGAUUCUCUGGACCACAUUGCAACAUUAACAUAAAUGAAUGCAAGUCCAGUCCUUGUGUCAAUGGAAAGUGUAUAGAUGCUGUAAAUAAGUAUGAGUGCAUGUGCAACAAAGGCUACUGGGGAACAAACUGUGAAAAGAAGGUCAAUGAAGAAAGAGGUCAGUGAAAAAAGAAAAGAGAACUUAAAGGCACAUUAUCAUUAUCUUUCAGAGUUCCAAAGAUGGGCUGGUAGACUUACUGACCACCGUUUCCCAGUAGCCAAAAUGAAGGGCUUUUUUAAGACAUGUUUGUAGUAUAAAGAAAAAUGCUAUUCUCACUAACUGCCGGCGUUUGCUGCAAGAUAAGUAGUAUUUAAGCUUCUCUAGAGGAAUGUGUUUGUUUACUUCUUAUCGCCUCCACAGAAUGCCCAAGCCUUCAACAGCCUAGAAAUGGCAAGAUAUCAUGCAAAAAACGUUCCGGGAAAGAGCUCUGUACUAUAACAUGCAACGACGAUUACUCAUUCAGAUCUGAGGCAACAAUAACAUUCGGCUGUGGUCCUGACACUGACUGGAAAUGGAAUGGAAAGGUGGACAUUGACGUUCCAACCUGCACAAGUAUGUAUAUUUGUGUCAGUUGAUCUUGUCUCCUUAUAUGGAAGUGAUAUGUUUUGGCACAGAAACUCCUUCAAGAGGAAACCUACGUGUUGUGACCAUGUACAAACGAGGCUGUUUUUCUGGCAUUAAGGAGUCUUAUUACAGCUAAGAGGAACGAGGAGUAACAGUACCUUUCUGAUGCAGCUUUACCAGAAAAUAGUCGGCCAAUCCUUGAGUAAAAUAUUUACACUGUGACCCUGGUAAUUUUACAGUGCGAUUACUAUGACCAGGGCAACUUACACAAUUCAAACUAGACAGACGGCAAAUUAUAUUACUGGCUAAAAAAUAUAUAUCUAGGUGUCGCAACUGUUCACCUAAAAUGCUUGCAAUUCCACAAUUGGUUUCGGCUCCAUUAAAUCCUAUACCAGUUGCAGAACAUUUUAGAAGGAGCCACCCACCAUGUGAGCACAGUCACGGACAACACAUAUAAGUGAGGAAAAUAACGCUAAGUAAAAUUAAGACGUUAAUAAACGAACCAAAUGUACACGGCAAUAAAAUAAAUAAACAAAUAAUGCGCGUGCUCAAAAUAAAAUUGUACGCGCACACGUACCGAGAUACAACUGAAAUACAACACUAAGCAAUAAAUAAGUAAUGUAAGGAUACGAUGGUGCAAUUCAAGCCUGAAUUGCUAAUCUCAUCUCCCGCAGGGCUGCACCAUACUUCUCGACGAUAAGACCAUGGCGACUGAAGAAUUUAUUAAAUGAUUUCUGAAGUAGGUUGGUUUCAAAGUCUUGCUGUCUGAGACGAAAUGAAAGUCCACGGAGUCUAUUUAUAAAGUCAACUUUGGACGUGCAAAUUCUAGCAUAUCUCACCAGUUGAGAUAUAUAAACACCGUAAGCUGAAUUGGCGGGAAUGUUGCUGUCCAUAUGAGGAAAGCUGACAAUCCGAAAUGCAAAGUCCUCUCUCUUAUCGUAGAUGCUGAUACGAAAGGGUGUGUUGUGGCCAGUCUUGGUAUUAGUGUCGAGAUAACACACUUCAGUAAAUGAUGUGGAAGUGUCCUUAAGUUCCAAUAACGAUGGGUAAAUUGCGCUGAUGUAAUUUCCAAAGUCCACAUUGUUAACACUGAAUAAAUCGACGAUGUACCGAAAGGUGUUGCUGAAUUAGAUGGCUUUUGUAAUAUCCUGUUUCAUUGUUUUGACCAUGAAAUCGUACUCGAAGGUAUGAAGGAAGAGAUCAGCCAAUAAAGGUGCACUGUUGGUGCCCAUUGGUAUACCAAUAACCUGCCGGAAAACAGAGCUUCCGAAACGAACGUCGAUAAGAAAGUCAAUAGCGAGACAAAGCUCUCUACAGGAGAAGUACGUGUACCUCGUUGACGUCCUAUCAUUCGUCCAGAAGGUGCGAAAAUUAUUGGUAGCAAUGAAGCUCCUUCCUUUAGUAUUAAAAGUUGACAAAACGGAUUACAGCAAAAUAACAAUACAUCCCGAGAAAGUUGGUUGUGGGCCAAUCAACUGUUCGUAAAAAAACAAUAAGUUACUCGAAGCACAAAAUUUAAAUAUUGAUAGCAAACGUUUUUCAAGAAAGUAAAACACCCAGGAGACAUAUAUGUUCGACACAAGCUGUUAUUUUGUCAUCUACCGGCAAUUUCUUCGCUACCAUUGCCGGGCUUUGCAACAACAUCACGACCUCAAGUCAAAAAUGUAACUAACGUUUACGUUUUUUGCCUCCGUCAUCACUCUAAAGGAUCUCGCAGGAAAAACGGGCAUUCUUCAGCGGGUUCAAAAGAUUACGUCUGUAGGUUGUAAUUGGUUGAUUUCUAUCUAUGUUGUUUACUUCGUUUCGUGGUAAUUAUGAUUGACAACUAUCUUUCUCCGAAUGUAUUGUUAUUCUCCUGUAAUCUGAUUGGUCAACUUUGUCUAGGUGGUCCCGCCUAUUGUAGUCGCACUGUAAGAUGCAAUUCCCUGUGGUAAUAUUUCUCCACGAAAUUGACGAAUAUCUGUGAAUGAAAUCUCGUUGCCCUGUAACAAUGCACAGGGCUCCGAGGUGUAAUAACAGCUUUCAGGCAGUGAUAAACCUAACUUCUUUGUCAACAAUAGUAUUUUCCAACUUAACAAAUCAUUUUAAAAAAUGAUUUUUCUUAUCAGGCAAGGCUAAGCCAAAGAUGAUCGAACAUCACCUUUCAAUGAAGUUUACUGGAAUUGGGUGUCAGAUCAGUCUAGGUCUUAGUGAAUUUCAUUCAGCUUUGAAGCAAGAACUGGCCAACACUCUUUCAACAAUACCAGGGUGUCUCGACUCUGACGCCUGCAAGCUGACUAGAAUCUCAGUUCCCGGAUGUGGUUGGACAGCUCAUGAAAUGACAAAAAGAGCAAUCGUGGAUGAAAUGGAAGUAUUGUUUUCAUUGUUACUCAAAGCGGUCGACUCAGCUUCGAUGAUGGAUGAUGUUGACGAGAAAAGUGAAGCUGUUCUAUUUCAGAUGCAAUACGCCAUCUCCACUGGACAGUUUAUGAUCAGUUUACAAGGUGUUAACCGCACCGCAGACAGGUCUUCUUUUAAACAUCUCUCGUCUGAGAUCACAUGUAAUUCAGGAUUUGUUGAGAGCAGUGACAAGACCGGAUGUGGUAAGCAGCAAAUAAUAAACGCCAGCAUAUAUUAGUAUCAGUAUAGCGACUGCGCAACACACGAAACUAAACUCUGGUUAAGUCCGUCUGCAAAACAGCCCCGAAAUCCUUGUUCUGGUCCCCUACCUGUGCACCAGGAUUUGAAUACGCGCAUGAUUGGCCUGUUAGCAAAGGCAUUGGCAAUUUGCCAAUCAGGAUAAAAGGAAAUUCGGAACGUACUUCUAGUAAUUCGUUGAUUCCGUUGCCGGGGGCCCAGCACGAGAUGACGGCACUGCUUCGCAGACGUCACUAGGCGGGGUUAGAGUACGUCUGCGACACAGGCUGAUAUAAUUUCUUUUCAGUGUUUCAUAUGAUACUUUCUCUUUUUAUUGUAAAUUCAAAAUUGUAAAUAAACAUAGUAAUUUUGGAUUCACUUUAAAUAUCUCAAGCGCAUUUGAUCAUAUCCUCCUGUAUGUUAAUUUGCGCUAUAUAAAUAUAUACCUCUUAUUGGCUGAGUUUUCGGUCCGUACUGUAAAUGAGUUUUUUUAAAAAACGAGGAUCCAUAAUUUACAGUACCGACCGAAGAAACGAGGCUAAUAAGAUGUUUAUUAUAUGGCUUCUUCCUGUUUGGGGGCCGGAAACAAGUGCAGGCCGCACGAUUUGACAGUCAUUUGACAGGCGUCAAAAAAGAAAGUUUUUAUUGGCGCACGAAAACAAUAGCACAUAACAAAGACUUUCCAAGAAAGUAAAAACAAAUUCGCCAUGUUGAAAAAGUUUAUUCGGUCAAAACUAAGAGCACUGUAAGUUUUAGCUCUUUAAUGUAACGAUAGAGUAUUUUGGAAACCAGACACUGUGUCUGUCUAGAAGUCGUUUCCAUCUUUCCUCCGUUUGUUCUUGUAAAAAAAAAAACACUGCAAAAGGCAAAGAAGCUUUUCAAGGUAAGUUUGUUGUCAUUGUCGAAGGACUCGGUCGUUAAUUGUUUUGGGAAAACCUCUCUUUCUGCCAGUUCAUUCUCGUCUUCAACUGUGAUCUGCGUUAAAAUUUUCAAACAUUGACUAGAAUUCUCUUCCUCGGUAAGGUUACAAGUCAGUUUCUACAUCAGCCUCGUUCUUAUUAAAACAAAGCUAGGUUAAAAUUUGGAAAGGCAAAGUCAACAUCCCAGUCCUCAGGGUUUACAGACAUAUUUUAAAGUUUACUUUACUACCUUGGGUCAAAACUAAGAGCACUGUAAGUAUUCACUCGUUAAUGUGACGCUGGGGGCUUUUUUUUAUUUUUUUUUUUAUUUUUUUUUUGCCUUACAGACAUAUAUUAAAUGUUUACAGUACUAAACACUACUGAAACUAAAUACUACUAACAAUAUUCACUAUACUUGCACUAUUUACAAUAUUAGCUAUACUGACAAUACCAUCCAUACGAUGCUCGUACUACUAAUAAUUACAAUGGUUACACUACUUACAAUUCUAGUACAUCACACGCACACACACACCCACAUAAACAAAAAAAAAAACAAAAAACAAAAAAAAAAAAAAAAAAAGGUCAGAGGAGUUAUUUUUCAUGUCUAUUUUAUAGCUUUUCAAUUCUGUAUUUAAUUAUCAUUUUACCAACGAAGUCUUGGAGGAGAAUUGGUUUGUUGUGUAGUUUGUUGGCGUAGAUGUAGUAUCUCAUAAACAACAUGGUAUAAUUGAAUUUCCUUACUAGUACCUUUUCAUGUAAGUCCGAGAGGAUGCCGAACAGUCUUUCUUCGCUAGAUGGGUUGAAAUUGAUCUUGUUUUCUAUAUUGAACCAGUUGAUAACCCGUUGAAUGAAAAUCUUGACGAAAUGACAAUCUCUAAAAGUAUGAUUAAUAGAGUCUUUUUCACCACAAUAUAUACAUUCAUCAUCUUCCUUGAUUCCAUAGCGGUAAAGUUCCUUUUUGGUGACUACAAUUCGGUGGAUUAAUUUAUAUUGAAAUUCCUUUAAUUUGGUCUCUACAGACGGUUUUUAGGGAGGUGAAUAUUUUUUCCCAUUUAUCUUCAUCCAAGGAAAGAUCUUUGCUCCAUCUCUGUGGCCCAGAAUGACCUGUUGUGUGGAUUUUUGUGCAUAAUAACGUAUAGAAGUCGCUAGUCUUGAUUUUGUUCAGAUAUAGAGUUAUCGAUUCAUUUAAUUGUAGACUAAGAUUAUUAUCAGAAUAUAACUCUUUAUUAAUUGGCUUCGUUGAUUUUGCUUUGGCUAAUAGGUGCUUUGGGAUAGCGCUAAUAACUUGAUAGUAUUGAAGGAAGUUAGUUUUACAGGAAUACUUAUUCGUAAAUUCCUGAUAGGUCAUUGGUUGACCGGUAUUGUGUAAGAGAUCUUGUAUUGACAGGAUACCUUUUUUAAACCAUUCCCUGAUAAAAAAGGUUUUACUGUCAACAAGUAUUUCUUUGUUGUUGAAUAGAAUUAUAUUUUGUGCUUGAUCAAAGCUGUACAGAGUUUUUACUUCACUGAAGUAUACUAGAAUAUUUCGGUAAAACAAUGGAAUAGAUUUUAUGUAUUUCGCAUCGUAGUUACAUCUCAGUAAAAAGUUCAAACCUCCGAAUUUUCUUAGGUAAUAAUCAGGAACUGUUUUCCAAUUCUGGUUCCCUGGAGUCAGUAAUCUUGGAAUCCAGGCUAGUUUUAGAGCUUUAAACAUUAUGUCGAUGUCUACCAUACGUAUUCCGCCUCUUCCCAGAUCCUGAUAGAGCCCAGUUCGUUUAAUUUUAUCCCUUUUGUUUUUCCAUAAGAAACUAAAAAGCUUUGUUUUCACUGUGCUUGCGAUAUCUUCGGGAACAUUAAGAAUUGAAGCUGAAUAAAUUAAUUGUGACAAUCCUAGGGACUUAAUUAUCAGUACCUUCCCAAAUAGUGUGAGGUCUCUAGAUCUCCACAUAUCCAGCUUUGUUUGAAGUUUUCGUAUUUUCAGAUUAAAGUUCAAUUCAUUGUUAGUCUUGUUACCCUUCUCAUCAUAAGAGACAUGAAUUCCUAAGAGGCGAACCGGACUAUGUAACCAUUUUAGUUGUAAAGGAUUACUUUUGUUUUUUUCCCAUUUUCCCAACCAAAUUGCUUUCGAUUUCUUUAUGUUUAACUUGAGACCCGCUAGCCUCCCAAAAUCUCCCACCGUUUUCAAAGCAUUUUCAACGGAGAUCAAAUCUGCACAGAAAAGGUUUGUGUCGUCUGCGAAUUGGCUCAAUUUGAUUUCGUGCCCGAAUAUUUUGAUUCCUGUUAUACUUGGUUCUUGUCUGAUUUUGCUGGAUAAUAUCUCCGUGGAAAGCACAAAUAAGUACGGAGAAAGGGGACACCCUGUCGCACUCCUCUUGACGGUCUAAACCAGUUGGUCAUGAAACCAUUGUUUAUCGCCGCGCUCUCAAUUUUUGUAUAGAAUGUACUGAUCCAUCUUUUUAUACUUGUUCCGAAAUUGAAUAUAUCCAGUGCUUUCAUCAUGAACGACCAUUCUAGAGAAUCAAAAGCUUUCCGAAAAUCUAGAGAUACUAGAAUGCCAGGUAUGCUUUCUGACUUCGUAUGUUCCAUUAUGUCGAUUAUUAGCCUAAUAUUUUCCCCGAUAUAUCUUCCUUUGAUAAAACCGGUUUGAUCAGUGUGCACUAGAUUUGGUAAUAAUGGUUCUAUUCUCCUUGCUAUUGCCUUAGUUGCUAUCUUGCAAUCAACAUUUAGCAGUGUUACCGGUCUCCAGUUUGAAAGUUCUAGUAGCGAGCCAUCUUCUUUGGGAAUUAAAGUAAUAACGCCUCUUCGUUGUGAAAUGGUGAGUUCAUUUGCAUCAUAGGCCGCAUUGAAACUAGCAACAAGAUCGUGUCCUAGCAGAUCGAAAAAAACAUAUAAAAUUCAACCGUGAAACCAUCUUCUCCUGGAGCUUUGUUGUUUUGAAAAGUGUCUAAAGCUUUUUGCAUUCUUCAUAAGAUAAUGGACCUUCUAUUCUAUCUCUGUCUGCAUCUGAUAGUUUUGGAAUUUUUAAAUGUUCGGUGAAUUCAUCAACAUUAUUUUCCUGUGAAUUAUUUGCUGAUGCGUACAAUUCACUAUAAUAGUUUUCGAUAGCUUCUAAUAUCUGAGACUCGUUGUUUGUUCCUGUUUCACUUUCUGUUCGCAGUUCAGUGAUGGUUUUCCUGUUGUAGUUUCUUUUCUCCAGAUUGAAAAAGUACUUUGUUGGACGUUCGCCCUUUUCGACCCAGCGACAUUUCGAUCUAAAAAUAGCUGCCCUCCCUUUCUCCUCGUAAAUAGAUUGGAGUUCCAUUUUGAGAUCUUCAUAUUCAUUUAGGAUGUGCGCGAUAUUGGGAGAGUUAAAGUUGUCGCAAAUAUUGCGGUCCAGAAUUUCGAGCUGUCUCCUAAUUUCCAAUUCUCUAUUAGUGGUCGCUUUAGCUUUCUUUUUACUAUAAGCAAUGGUUGCCGCUCUGGUUUCCAUUUUUAACAUUUCCCAAAGAAGGCGUGCGUCUGCCAAAUUGGCGUAAAAAGCGCGUGUGCGGGAGUACGUUUCACGGAUUUUGGACACAUAAUGUUCAUCUUUCAGUAACGUGUUGUUGAAUUUCCAAAGUCCGGGUCCUCUAGACUUUUCAGUUGUCCAAGACAAAGAAAUGUAAAUUGCUCGGUGAUCCGGUGCUAUAGAAGGAUAAAUUUCGCUUUUCUUCACAUGUUGUGUCAGAUUUUUGGCAACUAGGAAAAAGUCUAUUCUGGAUUUCAGUUUUAACACUUUUGAUUCAUAAGAGUAUUUACGUAGCCUCGGGUGACGUAAUCUUUGAAUAUCUACGAGAUCGAAAGCGUCCAUAGUUGUCAAAAUCAGGUUUCGAUAAUUUGUUGGUUUCAAAUUGUGCCACCAAUUUUAUCUAUCUUUGAUAGUGUGCUAUUCCAGUCGCCUCCUACAAUAAGCGUGGAAAUUUCUGACUUGUCGAUAAGGCAAUUGUUUAAGUUUUGUAAGAAAUCUAAUUGUUCACUUUGGCUAUUCGGGGCAUAAAUAUUCACCAGUGAUAAUUUUAGAGAAUUCAGAACACAAGUAAUUAGCACGAUUCUUCCAGCCUUGUCACUGAAUGAGUAAUCGAUCUUAUUUUGUACCGUAGGGUGUAAAAGAAUGCAAACACCUUUACUAUGCCUGGAUCCGUGAGAGAAAAAUAUUUCACCUCCCCAUUCGUUUUUCCAAAUAAUUUCAUCGUCUGGUUGAGAGUAAGUUUCUUGCAAGAAAUAAAUUUUUGAGUUAUGAUCUUUGAGAUAUAGAAAAAUGCUCCUCCGUUUGGCUUGAUCUCUUAUUCCCCUUACGUUUAGAGAAAGUAUAUCGUAUUUUGCUUUCUCUUGCAUUACAAUAAAAAACAAAACAAAAAACAAAAAAACAAGAAGAAUAUAUAUGCAAAUUUAAAAAAAAAAAAAAAUACAGAAGCAAACAAAACUAAAAUUAUGCAAAACGUAAAUUAAAGUAGUUUUUGAGCGUUUCCCUUCUUCUUCUCCGAACUUUGCGUUUUUUGUUCCUGUCCCAAAUGUAAGUUACAGUGUUUGUCUUCCUUGGCCAGACGAUUGGACAUUUAAAGAUAAUCUAAGUCUUCCAGCUCGUUAAUUCUGACCGGCUUACCCUGCGGAGAGGUCUUGACAUAUAUUGAUCCAUCCAUUGACCAGACACUCAACAAUUCAUCAUUUCUCCGCAUCUCGUUUGCCCGAUUCAUUAUUUUUUUCCUGUACGAGGUAAGAUUCUCGUUUAAAAAAAUUCUGUCGGCUUGCACUAGAGUUGAUGACGAGCACUGCAGGAAGAUGUUAGAAACUCUGACAUUUUUUAGCUUAGCCCUAGCCCUGUAUAGAUUUGUUUUGACCUUGUGGCUUAUAAAUUUUACAAUAAUUGGUUUGUUACCCUUCCUGUUCAGCUUGUGACAUAUUUCGAUAUCCUUUGGUUCCACCGAUACAUCUAGGGCCUCCGCUAAUUUUAACACCACGUCUUCCGUCUCGGUGUAGGCGCUUUCUGGUACACCAUGUAUUUCUAUUGAGUUUUUCCUCUUGUAUUGUUCUAGUUUGUCUUGAAGAUCGUACAAUUCACCAAUUUCUUCUUCCUGCUCUUGAAUUUUCUUUCUUGCUGCCACCAGCCCGCGUUCUACCUCGUUGUACUGCUUCGUUAUAUGUUCUAGAGAUGAUUUCAACGCAGUUAUAUCGUCUGUUUGGUGUUGAAUUGUGCGCUUGAGAUCGGUCAUUUCGCUUCUGAUUGUUUUGUUUUCGCGUAGGAUAGUUGCAGUAUUUAUUUGAAUGUCUACCAACAUCUCCCUUAGUUCUGCAUUACUGGGCUCACCUUCGGCGUUUAUUGCUUCAUUUGUCGCUUCCACUAACUCCGCGGCCUCUUCCUCUUGACAUUCCGCCAUGUUGGCUCUUUUAAGUGUCGAUGGUUCUUCUUCUUCCACUGAUCCUCGAGCUCCUCGUUUGUGUUUUCCUCCUAAUUUCUGCAUUUAAUACUUCCGCAAGUGUUUAAACGUUGAAUUAUUAUGUCAAGGCGGUAUAAAGUUCUCUAAAAUUGGCGUAAAGGGACAGAAACUACGCUCCUCACAAAACGUGCCACCGCACACCGACCCCACGCAUGCUCUGCUGGGGGCUUUUGAAAACUAAACAUUGUGUCUGGCUCGAACUUGCUUCUAUCUUUCUUUCGUUGGUCUUUGAAAAACCACUGCAAAUGGCAAAGAAGCUUGUCAAGAUGAUCGGGUGCAGGUAUGUUUGUUAUCAUAUUUGUCGAAGAAAUUACUCAUUUUCUCUUAGGCAAAACAUCUCGAAUCUCUGCUAGUCGAUUUUCGUCUUCUUAACUGUGUACUACGAUAAAAUUUUCAAACACUGACUAGAAUCCUCUUCGAUAAGAUUAGGAGUUAGUUUCUUCAUCGCCUUCGUUCCCAGUUUAAAAUGUUGAAGGCCAAAGUCAACAUCCAAGUCCUCAAGGUUCACAGGCGGUCUUAUAACUUUAUCUAAACCUUUUUUCCGAGGAAAAGAGAUUUAGAGAUUUAUUAUUAUUAUAUCAGUGUGGCAUAAAACAAUUGGAGAUCUGAGUUUUAAGCAAAACGCGUGUUACCUUUUGUUCUUCAAUAGUUGCCUGUCCUGUGGGAACGUUCUUCCACCAAGAAUCUUCCAACUGUACAGCCUGCUCCAAAGGCACGUAUCAAGAUAAAGAAGGACACAGUAGCUGCAAACUUUGCAGCGAUGGAGAGACAACGGACAAAAAGGGAGCUGAAUCAGCAAAUGACUGUGAGCCAAGUAAGAAUAGAUAA
Porites lobata is the source of this 33921-nucleotide messenger RNA. The record is from the annotation of a GenBank genome assembly. Lineage: Eukaryota; Metazoa; Cnidaria; Anthozoa; Scleractinia; Poritidae.